GUACAUAAGAGUCGAUUUUUUAUUGAUUACAAUUACAAUAAUUCAAAAAUGAAAAAAAUCGAACCGAAUUUUAUUUGUAAUAUUGAAUAAUUUAUAAAAUAUAUCACAAACAACGUAUUUUUGGAGUAUAUAAGUUUACUCAUAAAUCAAACAAGAUGAAGAAAAAUAUAUCUUUCGAUAAAAAUCCAUUGGAUAAAAGCACAAAAUUAAAAAAAUGGUAUGAAGAAUACCCAAAAACAGAAGAGCCAUGUAAACACAGCAAAAGUGAAAUGGAUGUUAUGAAUUUGAAAGAUGAAGCCAAAAAAUGUUUAAAUUCAGAAAGUACUGCAUAUCAUAUGAAAGAAUCAAAGGCAAGAAAUUCAGAUUAUUCUUGGUGGAAAAGUGCAUUUUUCAAAGGCACAAUAAAAGAUAAAGUAGCUGCUGGAAUAAUUUUAGUUCAGAGCAAUCCAAAAUAUAACUUAAAUUAUCUCCUGUCUCUAGUUUCUCAAGUAAAAGUAGCUAAACAUAAUAAGUGUGGAGAGGUGAUAACCAAUUUGAAGGAACUUUUUUUGACUGAAUUACUUCACCCAAAUUUCAAAUUGAUAAAAUUUGAAGAACAAAAUUUAGAUCAAUUAGACAGUUACAACAAAUCUUUUGAUGUAGCUAAUUUGGAUAAUUUAAACAAUAAACCAGUUUUAUCAAAAAACAAAUUAUUAACUCUUUGGUAUUUUGAAGAUCAAUUAAAAGAAAUCUAUGAAAAGUUCAUUACAGCAUUAUCUGCAAUUGCUAAUGACACUGUGGACACAAAUAGAGAAAAGGCAGUAGGAGUUAUGAAUGAUCUGCUCAUGGGAAAUCCAGAGCAAGAGCAAAAAUUACUUGACUUUUUAAUCAAUAAAAUUGGUGAUCCAAGCAGCAAAAUUGCAUCGAAGACAGUUUUUUGCCUUACAAAGCUAUUAUACAAACAUCCAAAUAUGAAACUCAUUGUUUUAAAAGAAGUGGAAAAGUUUUUGUUUAGAGCUAAUAUUUCUUCUAAAGCUCAAUAUUUUGCAAUCUGUUUGUUAACACAAUUUGUACUAUCAAUAGAAGACACAGAAGUGGCAACAACUCUUAUAGAAGUAUAUUUUGCAUUCUUCAAAGCAUGUUUGAAAAAAGGUGAACCUGAUAGUAGAAUGAUGGCUGCUAUUUUGAUUGGUGUGAACAGAGCAUAUCGCUUUUCUGACACUAGCUCUAUAAAAUUGAACAGUCACAUUGAAUCAGUCUACAGAGUAGUUCAUGUUGGGUCAUUUAAUGUAUCAUUGAAUGCUUUGAGUUUGUUAUUCCAGGUUGUUAGUAAAAAUCCUGAUCAAUCUAACAGGUUUUAUUCUGCAUUUUAUCGUAAACUUUUGGAUCCGCAAAUUGGAGUAGCAAAUAAAAGAGCAGUUUUUUUGAAUUUAUUAUUCAGAGUAAUGAAGAACGAUCCAAGUAUUCUUAGACUUCAUGCAUACAUUAAAAGAGUUCUUCAAAUUUCAGCUUUUUUUCCUGCAAAUAUGACUUGUGCUAUUUUAUAUACAAUUUCGCAAGUAUUACGUUUCAAAAAAAUUUCAAAUAAAAUUUUAGUCAGAUGUGUAGGAAGCGAAGAUAAAAAAAAUGAUUAUCAUAACAGUGCAAAAGAGCUUGAUGAGGAUGAAGAGCUAAAAGAAAAAACAUCAAGAAAGAGGAAAGUUGAAAAUUCCAUUAUAUUAUCAAAUGUAAUUAUUGAUACCAUUAGAGAGGAAAAUAAUUUAAAAAAUGACCAAGUUCAGACUGAAAAUAUUGCUGAAGUCAAACCAGAGUAUAAAGCAACAUGUUAUAAUGCUUUUGCAAGAAAUCCACUAUUUGCUGGAGCAAACUUAAGUAUUUACACAGAAUUAGUAGCUCUUGCAAAUCACUUUCAUCCCAGUGUUGCUUUAUUUGCUAGUACAAUUCUAGAAGGUAAACCUAUUGAAUACACUGGAGAUCCUCUUCAAGAUUUAGCUUUAAUUCGCUUUUUAGACAGAUAUGUAUUUAAAAAUCCUAAAAAGUUAGAAAGUAAAAAAGUUGUGAAGAAGAAUGAUCCAUUAGCUCACAGAGUAGCUUACACCCCUAAGGGAAUUCGUACGCUUCCUGUUGACAGCAUGGCGUAUUUGAAUGAACGAGAAGAUAAAAUACCAGUUGAUGAAUUGUUCCUUUAUCGAUAUCUUCGAAAGCGUAAAGAACAGAAAAGUAUCAGAAGCCAUGACGACGAUGAUGAUAUUGAGAGUGUAAAUAGUGAAGAUUUUAAUGAUAUGUUGGAUCAAUUAAGUAAGACUAAACAUAUUGAUAAAUUAGAUGUUGCUAGUGAUUUCAGUAGCAAACCCAAAAAAUCAAAAGGUAAAGAGGAUGAUAUGGAUGAAAUGUCUGAUGAAGGUGAAGACAGUGAUAUAGAAAAUGUUGAAGUUGAUGAUGAUGAAGAUCAAGAAGAAUUAGAGACGGACGACGAUGACGGCAUCGACUUCCAAGAUUUGGACGACCUGGAUCUGGAAGAUAUCGACGAUGAUGCUAGCGAUAUGGAAUUCAACGAUAAUGACAGUGAUGAUUUAAAAGAAAGGCCUCUAAAGAAAAGAAAACUAAACAAAAGUGACAGAAAACACAAACCCCAAGUUAAAGGUCUACCCAAAAAUACAUUUGUCUCGUCCGAAGAGUUUGCAGAAAUGUUGGAAAACCAGGGACGUUCGAAGUUUAAAUAUGGAGCAAGUAAGUCGUUAAGCGACCGCGACGGAGCCAGUGUGAAACAGUUGGAUUGGGAAACUAACCGUAAUCAACGAAUUAGCGGUUAUCGCAAGGACAAGAAAGAAAAAAAACUGUUUAAUAAUUUCAAAAGUAAAAAGCAUUUUUCAAAGGCACAAAAACUAGCAAAACGUAAACAGUAAAUUAUUUGAUUAUAGAUUUGAAGUAUUGUAUAGUUUAAU
Phymastichus coffea is the source of this 2924-nucleotide messenger RNA. It is a transcript of the gene Noc1, whose product is annotated as CCAAT/enhancer-binding protein zeta. The record is from RefSeq and is a predicted model, not a curated record. NCBI's taxonomy places the organism in Eukaryota, Metazoa, Arthropoda, Insecta, Hymenoptera, Eulophidae. The transcript has 5 exons. The coding region runs from base 156 to 2885 and encodes 909 amino acids. Gene Ontology annotation, cellular component: nucleus.